Cygnus olor (mute swan) is the source of this 4188-nucleotide messenger RNA. RefSeq lists its product as uncharacterized. The coding region runs from base 1491 to 3032 and encodes 513 amino acids. Gene Ontology annotation, biological process: signal transduction; mRNA export from nucleus; regulation of DNA-templated transcription elongation. Gene Ontology annotation, cellular component: THO complex part of transcription export complex. Lineage: Eukaryota; Metazoa; Chordata; Aves; Anseriformes; Anatidae. The transcript is spliced from 17 exons. The record is from RefSeq and is a predicted model, not a curated record. Gene Ontology annotation, molecular function: protein binding.
CCCCAAAUGCCCCCCCAUUGCCUGGAUCCCAGCGAAGAGACCCCAUCCCGCGCUGGCGCAUGGCCCGGCCGCUGGGCACCCAUCCUGCACCCCCCAGGACGUCUGCGGGGCCGUGGGGUGCAGGAUCCUGGCCUGCCACCUGCAGCGGGGGCUCCCCGGGCCCCCCACUCGAGGCCAGGGCCCGGCCGUGCAGCCGCCCGCCAUCCUCAAAUCCACUCGCCAUCGUCUCCUCCGGCAAACAAAAGCGCUCGGCGAGCCCACCACGCUCCUGCUCUGCCUCCCUGCACCCAGCACCCCGCUGCACCCCGUGCCCUUCCCAAAACGGGCGGCAGCUGGGGCGGUCUAGAGGCGAGCGUGUUUAUCUCCUGCCUGCAAAGCUGUGGGCACCAGCGUGGUUAAACUGUUUUGGUUUUGGUUCAGCAGGGGCCGAACAACAGAGCCGCGCAGCUCUCGCGCGGCAGGAGAUAAGGCUGGAAGCGCAUUUCUUCCCGCGAGUAAUUAACUGGUUGUGGGCAAUAAUUUGUUAGCCCGACUAGGCCUGUUUCUCUUCCUCGCCGCGUGUUUUUUAGCUUAGGAGGAGCAAAGCGCGGGGCUGGAAGCCAUCUGUAAGCCUUAUUUAGCAGGGCAGUGCUUGGUGCACGGCUGCACAAACAGCCCCUGGCUCAGGCGCGCGCUGGGCUCUGUCCAGGCUUUUUCCCAACGCUGCAGAUACUCCCAGUGUAUUUUCUUCAAGGCAGCUUGGGUACGAUUCCCGCUCCUGCCCGCAGUGAGACUCUCACACAGAUUCCUCUCCGCGUCUAACUCUGUUUUCCCUGGCCUUGAUGGAGAAAUCUUCCCGCUUCGGGCUGCGUGGGAGUGUCCCUGCCCAGCCGCCCGCCCCGCCGCGCUUCGCCCGGACCUCUCCUUGCGUCGCUUCCUCGCUCCUCAGCCCCCAGUUUUAAGGGUUGUUUUCCUGCUGCUGUUGUCGCCUGCACAAUGCCGUGCUUCGGGCUGGCUGCUGGGAAAGCAGAGAUACUGGAUGGUGUUGGCUUCCGAUUCCAAAGCGAAGCAGAGCUGGAUGUCACCUGCUGGUUCGUGGUAACUGCACCCGGAGCGGUUCCCUUCCUAAUCGGAUGCUUUUGUGGUGGUGGUUCAGCGGGGAUGGCGCUAGAGAGCUUUGUGGAGCUCCCUGGAAAGGUUUCCAGAUCCGAUGAAGAUCCAUGAAAGAUAAAAAUAGCAAAUUUCCCCUUUACAAGCAAAAAAAGGACAAUGAAGUUGGGUCUGGAUUUGCCGUGGGUCGCCAACAGGUGAUCAGAUUGGAGUAACUUGGCACUUAGGGGUCAUCAAGUCUGUCUGAGCUCCAUGUGUUGCUGAAGAAGAUAAAUAAUGUCAGCAUCCUGCUGCUCCACCCAGCCUGAAGACUGAACAAAGCGGAAUCGAAUCCCUCUCUGCAGAUGAGCAAGUGCAAAAAUGCCAGGAGAAGAGCUAGUCUUGCACUGAAAAUUCAGUAGAUGGCUGCCGAAUCUCCGUGCAUCCAAGCCGGAGCACUCGACUUGGAGGCCUCCUGCGAGGAAGGAGCAGGCUGUGCCGAGGGCUGUGCCGAGGGCUGUGCCGAGGAGCUCCCAGCAGGAGAGAAUGGUUCCGAAAGCAGCUCCAGCAGUAGCUCAGAAGAUGACUCAGAUACUGAGGAGUCUGAUACAAGACGGUCAGAUGAAGAGCAAGAAAAGAAAGAAUCACAGCCAGACCGCAAUGAAUCUGGUGCUGAUUUUCCUGUUUUCUCCCUAGGAGUGAACUGUCUGCCCCACUGUGAGCAUUGCAGAAAUGAAAAUGCCCAGAGGGAGCAGGUGACCCCUAGGAGACUUGCUGGAGGACAAUAUUUGCUGAAGCUGGACGCGGACGGCACGUACCAGUGCAGCGUCACGGGCCUGAUUUUUGAGGUGACCGAGGCAGUCACCAUCAGCUACUCCCUGCUGUCCUGGAGCAAGUACGCCGGGCUGGUGAAGCCACCGUGGGUGGUGGGCGGCCCCCUCUUCGACGUGCAUUGCAAGGCGGCCUCCGCCCUCACCUCCAUCGCCUUCCCCCACUCCCUGUGCCUUGGCGAUGGUGACUCCCAUCCGGCCUUCAAGGUGCUGCACAUCAAGGGCGCGGGCGCAGCCAUCGAACCGUCCAUGGACUACUCGGCCUCGCACGUGCGGUGGCUGGUCAGCUCACUGUCGCCCGUCGGGCCGCUCAUCCGCAGCGAGGAGCCCCUGCUCUACCACGGCGCUGUUGUCCUGUACAAGGCUGUCGACAGCGACCCCUCCUUGCUGUUCCGGGUCUAUGUGGCCACGAACAACGAAUCCUUUAUCAAGGAUAUAGCAAAAGCAGUAAAACAUUCAAAAAAGAAGUUCAUUAAAAUCGACAAGCCCCCUGUGUGCCAAAAAUUACUACAGAAAGGAAAGAGAUACAGAUUACUCUGUGAACCAGAAGCUGAAGUAACUCCGGAGGAAAUUGAAUUUGUUGAUGGAUCUCUUUUGAAACUAAAAAGUUACAUUGAAGUCUAUUUGGAGAAACAUGAAGACUUCACCUUGUCUUUGAUUGAACUGGAGUCUGAAGCAGUUGUAUGGAAAGCAAAGCUAAGAGAAAGUGACUGGAUACAUUAUGAUCAGAACAAAAAUGAGCUAAAACGAAAUGCAGUCAGCAUCAAAAGACGGAAAUCAACCAACAGCUUUUCCGAAGAAGAGACACACCGUGGCAAAAAGCAAAGGUCUAACAGUACUACAGAUGGAAUUAAAACAAUGAACUUACUAACCGAUCAACAGCUGAUGGCGAUCGCAAAGUUGUUUGGUGCAGAGUGGAAAGAAGUCGCCAUUGAAUGCCUUCAGAUGGAAAUGAAAGACAUUCAGCAGAUUCAGGCGAAGGAACAGGAAGUCAAUAUGCAAAAAUUUCUGCUGUUAAGCAAGUGGAGAGAAAGAGAGCAAAGCAACGGAACCGCACAAAAUUUGUACAACAGACUCAGCGAAAAAGUAUCAUACGAUAUAGUACAAUUACUAGAAGGCUUUAUGGCUCAGUGAUGAGUUCAAGAAGAAGCUGAUAAAAAGCUCGGGAACUUUCCCCAUCCAAAUGGUUAAACUUCUCCAGCUGUUUCCCUGGCAUUUCACUGUGACUCAGUAAUGAAGAUGCAAGUCAUAAUCAGUCAGUGGAAAGUUUAGACAGUCUAUGAAAGAAAUGUGAAUGAAAUUUUGCACUGAUGUAAGUGCAAGAAGUGUUUUCAGGAGUGAUUACUCAUGUGGCUUUUUCAGGAGUAAUUACUCAUGCGCUUGGAUGCCGGUCAUCGCAGCCGUCGAGUCAGGAUGGAAGUGCCAGGCUUCACGUGCCCCAAAUUUGCUACAGAAUUUUGUCUUGUUUGAGCCAGUCCUAAAAGACAAUGAACACUAGGAGAAAUUGGUUUACCUUUAUUGGGUAUAUGACUAUUACCUUGAAACAUUUUUUUUACAUCAGGGAAAGACAGGGAGAAGAGUUGUGCAGCAACUUUCAUCCCCCUAAAAAAUAAUGGAACUGUCAAAAUCAUGAGGUAAGUUACAUUUCAUACAGAUGCUUACGAUCAGGGAAGAAUACUCUUAAAUUUGCAGACAAAGUUGUUUGCAUAAUUGCUGUAUAUAUGUAGCCACUGUAUAUAUUCGUGCAUGCUCAGCCUUUGUUGGGCUGUGGUUCUGUUUUCUAAAAAAAAAAAAAAAAAGACCAUUUUCAGAGUAGCACUACUACUAACCACAGGCAGCUUUGAAUUUUCUGUGGGAUUUUCUUGUUCACUCUUGUCUUGUAUAGUCUGUCUCAAUUUUUAUAUUUUUUGUUGUGUAUUUUUUUGUAUUAUGAACUUUUUAUACAUUUUUUUACAUGAACAAUUUUAACUUGAAUAGAAUGAGGUGCUUAAACUGAAAUAGAAAAAAAAAAAAGAAUAAAAAAAACCACCUCAUAUUUUGAGUUUUAGAAAACUCAACUUGGAAAACUCAGGUUUUCCAAGAAGAGUGUUACUCUGUGGGCAAUACCUGUAGUAUUGUAAGUAGUACAGUAGUAAGAGAUCUGAAAAUAAUGUCAUUUGCAGAAGAGAGCAGCUACCUGAUUGUCUUAUUUUUAAAGACACGCAAUUCUAUGGAUCAUCUUCCCCUGUGUAUGUUUAUGAAAGGAAAAGCAUACUUUUAAAAAUCAGGAUUAAAAAGGAAACAUUCACAC